Molecule: messenger RNA, 1188 nt
Organism: Tricharina praecox
Lineage: Eukaryota; Fungi; Ascomycota; Pezizomycetes; Pezizales; Pyronemataceae
Exons: 1
Coding region: 194-901 (235 amino acids)
Source: RefSeq, a predicted model, not a curated record
AACUGGGUAGGUAGAUCGCAUGGGUGCAUGGUGCAUAGAGUAGAUGGUGCAUGCACAGCCUCGGAGCCCGCAUAGGUAUAUAUUCCAGCCCUCCCCCACCGUCCUAUGCAGCCGCCAUCCAUAACAACAUUGAACGAAAAACCAUCAUCAAAUCGCGUAACAAUCGCCAAGUAGCACUCUAGUCCUAUUCACCAUGUCGGAGUCGUCAGUCGCAGAGCAGGAUCCGGUCAUCCUGAGCCUUCAGACCGCGAGGGAACUCCGUCUCUGGAUGGCCUCACGAAACCUCCAAAACGAGGAGACCGUUCCCGUCUCCGUUAUCCAAGCUGCCAUCAUGGAGUCUGAGAGUUCGCACCACGGGUGCCAGAGCAGGUACCCCGAGGACGCCACCAAGGUACGCAUAAUCCACACAUGUUCCAUCCCGUCGCUUCCCUUCAGUGCUGAUUGCUCGCCAUUCCAGAGACACAUAAUUUCCGCGCUCAGCAUCAUCCCCAUCCUGGCGCACACCGUGUUCGUAUGGUGUCUUUUCGCGCACCACUCCAACAGCUCGUACCCCGAGCGCGCGCGCACCCUUGGGCUAUACAGCAAGAUCGCCAGCACGAUCGUCCUCGCCGUCACCAUAAUCUACGUCUGCCUGUGGAACAUGCAGAGCUGCCCUGGGCUCCGCAGGCUCCUUUCUCUCCGCAUCGUCAUCGCUGCCAUCGUCGCAAACACGCUCGUCGUCGUAACGCUGUUCGCGUUGGUGGAAGCCCAGAAACGCAGGUACCAGGGCGAGGGAAGAACUCUGAAUAUUUACACGCUGGUUGUCAGCGUGCUGCUGUUCUUUGCCGCGGGAUAUGUGGCUAGCUACUGCCUCAGUGCAACACGCCGUGCUCGCGGUGCCGGAAGGAUUGUGUUGGUCUAGUUUGGGAAUGGUUGGAUUGUUGAUGGUACUCUGACUCUGGGGCAAUAUGAAUGGUCGGCUUGAAUACUGGGAUCGAGGAUAAAUGCUUUUUUGCAUCGGAAACGCCUUGUAAAGUAGGGUCAGAUGUGAAACGUGAAAUGCGGUUGGAAGUAUGGGAGUGUGCUACGAAAUAAGACCGGCAGUUAUGACUUUCCGCAACUUUUUUUUCUCUGCCGACACUCAAACAGUUGCUUUUCUCAAUCCAUUUGUAUGAUUCCCCUUGACUUCGUAGAGAAUGAUUACAUUUC